Didymosphaeria variabile is the source of this 1551-nucleotide messenger RNA. RefSeq lists its product as uncharacterized. Gene Ontology annotation, molecular function: cellulose binding; hydrolase activity, hydrolyzing O-glycosyl compounds. Gene Ontology annotation, cellular component: extracellular region. Lineage: Eukaryota; Fungi; Ascomycota; Dothideomycetes; Pleosporales; Didymosphaeriaceae. Gene Ontology annotation, biological process: carbohydrate metabolic process. The transcript has 4 exons. Bases 1 to 1551 code for a protein of 516 amino acids. The record is from RefSeq and is a predicted model, not a curated record.
AUGUUCUCGAAGGCUAGUGUUCUCUCUUCUCUUUUUGCGGCAGGUGUGUCCGCCCAGCAGGUCGGCACCCUGACCACAGAGACUCACCCUUCUCUGCCAAUUCAGUCUUGCUCGGCCUCUGGAUCCUGCUCGACCAUCUCGACCUCGGUCACUCUCGAUGCUAACUGGCGUUGGUUGCACUCCACGAAGAGCGCGGACAAUUGCUACAAUGGCAACGCCUGGAAUACAACCUUCUGCCCUGACAACGUGUCCUGUGCCGCAAACUGCGCUCUCGAUGGUGCCGACUACACUAGCACAUAUGGUGUCACUGCUGCGAGCAGUGCUCUUACGCUCAAGUUCGUGACUCAGGGCACGUACAGCACGAACAUCGGUUCCAGACUCUACUUGAUGGCCUCGGACUCCAAGUACUACAUGUUCAAGCUUCUCAACAAGGAGUUCACCUUUGACGUCGAUGUGUCGCAGCUGCCAUGCGGUUUGAACGGUGCUUUGUAUCUGGUUGAGAUGGACGAAGAUGGUGGUCUUGCCAAGUACACUGGCAACAAGGCCGGCGCAAAGUACGGUACGGGAUACUGCGACACGCAGUGCCCUCACGACAUCAAGUUCAUCGCUGGUGAGGCGAACUCUGAAGGCUGGACCCCUAGCGACAACGAUGUCAACGCCGGUGCCGGUACAUACGGAGCUUGCUGCAACGAGAUGGACAUCUGGGAGGCCAACUCGAUCUCCGCUGCCUACACUCCCCACGUCUGCAGCAAUAACGGCCUUCUCCGCUGCUCUGGUACCGAGUGCGGUGAUGGCGACGAACGCUACAGCGGUGUUUGCGACAAGGACGGCUGCGACUUCAACAGCUACCGCCAGGGCAAUACCUCCUUCUACGGCCCCGGUAUGACUGUCGACACCAAGUCCAAGUUCACUGUCGUCACCCAGUUCGUCACCAGCGACGGCACCGACACCGGCAAGCUCACCGAGAUCCGCCGCAAGUACGUCCAGAACGGCAAGGUCAUCGACAACAGCGUUAGCAAGAUCUCCGGAGUCACCGGAAACAGCAUCACAGACUCGUACUGCAACGCCCAGAAGACCGCCUUCGGUGACAACAACAGCUUCGAGGAGCUCGGUGGACUCAAUGCUAUGGGCGGUGCUAUCGGCCGCGGCAUGGUUCUCGCCCUCUCUGUCUGGGAUGACCACGCCGUUAAUAUGCUCUGGCUCGAUUCCACCUACCCUACCGACAAGAGCGCCUCUACUCCUGGUGUUGCCCGCGGUACCUGCGCUAUCACCUCUGGUGUCCCUGCAGACGUCGAGAAGAACAGCCCCAACUCCCAGGUCAUCUACAGCAACAUCAAGAUUGGUGCUAUUGGAUCGACCUUCGGCUCUGGCUCUGGUACCACUCCAUCUGGCACCUCUAGCGCUGCUGCUUCUUCUACUCCUACUUCUGGUACUGGUACUGGUGCGCCGCUGUACGGACAGUGCGGUGGUUCGGGCUGGACCGGCGCGACGACCUGCGUGUCCGGCACCUGCAAGUCGCAGAGCCAGUGGUACUCUCAGUGUCUCCCGUAG